This is a messenger RNA of Setaria italica (foxtail millet), 1423 nucleotides long. RefSeq lists its product as uncharacterized. The transcript has 12 exons. The record is from RefSeq and is a predicted model, not a curated record. Lineage: Eukaryota; Viridiplantae; Streptophyta; Magnoliopsida; Poales; Poaceae. Bases 144 to 1097 code for a protein of 317 amino acids.
UCCAAGCGCCCUUCUCCUCAGCUUUCCCCUUCCCGAAGGUUCGCACCGCUCUCUUCCUCCUCCUCGUCCCAUUCGCCGCCGCCGCCACCCCCUUCUAGAACCAUCCAGAGGCGAGCCGGAGAGGCGCGAGAGCGGUGGGGGGCAUGGCGACGCAGACGGGGGUCGCGGCCUCCAAGGUCCUCAUCCUCGUCAGCGCAGGGAUGACGGGCUCUAUCCUGCUGCGGAAUGGAAAAUUGUCUGAUGUAUUAGGGGAACUCCAGGAGAUUAUGAAGGGUGUAAACCAAGGAGCUGCUUCUGGCCCCUAUGACAUUGCCCUUAUUCAAGCUCAGAUUCGGAAUUUAGCCCAAGAAGUCAGGGAUUUGACAUUAUCAAGGCCCAUUACCAUACUGAAUGGCAAAUCUGACUCAGGAGGUGGUUUAUCAUCCUACAUACUACCAGCAGCUGCAGUUGGAGCAAUGGGUUAUUGCUAUAUGUGGUGGAAGGGAUUGUCUCUCUCAGAUGUUAUGUUUGUCACAAAACGCAAUAUGGCUAAUGCUGUUCAGAGCAUGUCAAAGCAGUUGGAGCAAGUUUCAUCAGCAUUAGCUGCAACAAAAAGACAUCUAACUCAACGGCUUGAGAAUUUGGAUGGCAAAAUGGAUGAACAAGUAGAGGUCUCCAAAGCCAUUAGAAAUGAGGUCAAUGAUGUUAAAGAUGACCUGUCACAAAUUGGAUUUGACAUUGAAGCAAUUCAACAAAUGGUUGCUGGAUUGGAAGGAAAGAUCGAGUUACUUGAGAAUAAACAGGAUGUGGCUAAUACUGGUAUAUGGUACCUCUGCCAAGUAGCAGGUGGUAUAAAAGAUGGAAUAAACACCAAGUUUUUUCAGGAAGCCACUGAAAAGCUCAAGCUUUCACAUCCAGCCCAACCUGAAACCAAACCUGUGAAGGGACUUGAAUUGUUUUCGGAGAGCGCCAAGGAACACAAAGUAGCUGACUCCAAGCCAAUUAUGUUCAAAAGCGACGCUGAGAAUGAAAAGCCCACGAAAACCACCGCUGUGAAGGGCGCCGCGGUGCACAGGUCUAUCAGGUUCUCAUUUCACAAGGAAGGCCUUGCUUUGUGAUCAAAUCCUCUCCUCUUGAGAUGUACAUUGCCUUCUUGGUCGCUUUGUCUGAUGGUCAGAAAACAUAGAAGAAUAACCUGCAUCUGGAGUGCCUGAAUUUUUCCGGAGUAGACAGGUGUGAGGUAUUUGGCCUGAUUUGAAAAUACCUCCCGUUCCUCUCAUUUUUCAUUUUUCAUUUUUCUUUCUUGGAUUUUGAUUCAUUUUAUGGUUUGAUUUGAUGCUUUGAUUGCUUUAUACAAAUUGAUUGUAAAGAAUAAGUAAAGCACAGUUUUUUUGGUCAAAUUGUGGAGAAAUUACUUCCACGCAUCAGUUGACGUGGCCAAACA